Molecule: messenger RNA, 3852 nt
Organism: Penaeus monodon (black tiger shrimp)
Lineage: Eukaryota; Metazoa; Arthropoda; Malacostraca; Decapoda; Penaeidae
Product: paired box protein Pax-6-like
Biological process (GO): regulation of transcription by RNA polymerase II; anatomical structure development
Molecular function (GO): RNA polymerase II cis-regulatory region sequence-specific DNA binding; DNA-binding transcription factor activity, RNA polymerase II-specific
Source: RefSeq, a predicted model, not a curated record
GUCAUUUUCGCCGAUUCGAUUUGGUACAGGAACGAGGCUUUUCUUCUUUUUUGGGUUUAUUUCCGUGACGUGAAUGUGGUUUCGUCGCUUGUCUUUCGUUUGUAGGGCGAGCAAUGGCGAUAUGAAAGUUGGAUAAUGAGGGAUAAGCCAGUGGAAGCAGCAUUGGCCGGGAACAGGUGCUUGUGGCAACGCUCGGCGACAGUAUUAUCUUUCACGACACGGAACUUCCCGGAGCCGCCAUGCGUGUGUGUGUGCUAGUUCUUAGGCCAUUUCUGAUGCUUUCCUUCGGCUGUUUAAAGCGACAAUUCUAAUCAUCCCGUUUUCGCAAUUCGAAUGAUCUCGCAAGCAGAACCGAUCAUUAGAAUUAUGCAUUCGAACACGACUACCAUUGAUUUAGUAAAUAUAUAUGUAUCUAAAAAUCCAUAAGGAAAUAAAUAAGAACCCACCGAAAGGCAACAGCGCCAUAGGCUCCGCCCACCGGAUGCGCGAGGACCAAUCAGCGCGCGGAUCAGCGGCGUUGCCCCGUCAUACGCGUAGGAGAGUCGGUAAGCCCGCCCAGAUUUUCUAUUGUUCGCCCGCCAAGGCACUUAACAUCCUUUUAUUCAAUGACAAACUCGCCCUUACAGCGGGGAGAAUCGCUUAAGGUGAUUUGGUAUUCAUCGGCGAGCUGUUAAGCUGUGGCCGUAUUGUAAAACUCACUGUCUCGCAAUCGACCAUAUUUGUCUUGGACGCUUGUUGGUGCAGAGCCUCGAAAGAGCCUCGCCGGGGCCUCGUCACGCCUGUAUUGCGGGGACAAAAUCCGUCGCUGCUCUCUCCCGCCCUUCGCCGCCACCUAUGUCAGCUCUGGUGGUGAUUACGCGCCCGGUGCACACGCGUCCUAUACCAUUAUCCACAAAAGGAUUCGAUCCUAAUGGCUGCGCGCGGAAGGGAAGUCGCCGUAACAAUCGCACCGCAAGUGAUUUAAAGGCAGCCCAGUGAGAGGAUUGGUGGCCUGCUCCAGCGCCUCUGCCGGACCUGCAUGUGUUCGCGUACGCCAUCUGGUGAGAGCCGCGGGAACUACCGGUACCCGCCAAAGCUACAGUGCCCUCCAAAAUCUAUAGUGUACCCCCGAAUGAAAUACAGUGUCCGUCAAAAUCCUCAAUGACAUUUAUAGCCAUAGUGACCAUCGCAUGACUGGUGUCGAGGGAGAGAAGGAAGAAAAAGCCAAAAAAAAAAACAUGCAAAAAAACUAAAUAAAGCAGUUGCCACAUCCCGCGUGCGUACCAAAAGGAAGUCUUCAUCAGGAGAGACCAGUAAAGAUUUAUUGAGUGCAACCCAUACUGUGCGCUUGCCUUGCACCAUCGCACAAUACCUCCAUUAAGCUUGCCACCAUCGGCCGCUCUUGAAAACGCGGCUUGCAAUAUGACGAGCUACAGCUACUCAACACAGCAAGACCAGUGGAAAGAAAAUAAUAACAACAACAACAACAGUAACAACAACAACAACAGCAUCGGGAGUAUGGCUACUUUCUGUCAGUCAUCGGGCUCGGUCCCGGCCACCCUCCGCGACCUGUACACGAGAAGUGGCCUGUCUUCCAGUUCCCCUUCGGCAGCGUCUCCUGCCUCGCCCCUUGACCUGACCAGGUACUCCCUGCCGUCGCUGCGUCAGUACGAGUUAGCACAGCAAAUGGUGACGCAGCAGGGGGCCGUCAACAAGCUGCUAGUGGCGCGCCGCAGUGUAACAAGAUCGAGCUACAGCCAGAAUCCGCAUCUUCGUGGGAAUUCGCGAGAAGCUGACUCGGAGAGCGUCUGCACCACCCCCCCCCUCCUCUCCUCACACAGAAUCCUCAGGAACCGCGCGGCUGAGAGAGCGGCGGCAGAGUUCGCGCGGGCGGCUGGCUACGGCCUCUACAACCCCUACGCCUUCCCCUGGGCCAACCCUGCGCUCCUGUCGCCCCUGGCCGCCGCCCUCCCGCUACACGCCGCCGCGGAGAGCGCCGUCGGGGCCAAGGACAGCGGCGGCGCGCACUCCGAUGGGGAAGGCGGCGGUUCCCACAAGGACUCUCCCACGCAGCUGUCGCCCUCAGACCUACACAGCUCUGCCUCCCAGAGCACCAACGAAGUUCGGUUCCGUAGAAACAGGACGACCUUCACCGCCGAUCAGCUGGACGAACUCGAGAAGGAGUUCGAGAAGACACAUUACCCCGAUCUGCCGACGAGGGAACGUUUGGCCGAGAAAACGUUGCUGUCGGAAGCGAGAGUUCAGGUGUGGUUUUCCAACAGACGGGCCAAGUGGAGGCGCCACCAGCAGCUGAGCGUCCUCCGCCCCUACUCCUCCUCCGACGAGCCUCUCCCCCACUCGCCGAGGACGACCUCGCCUUACUCCGAGGGCGCGUCGACCCCCGACAUGCGCCGCUCCCCGAGCCCCCCGUCCCCCUGCCCCGCGUCAGCCCCCCUGGCGGCGCCCCCGUCGUCGUCCGGCAGCCGGCCGAGCCCCACGGCCUGCGCCUCCCCCAUCAGCCCCUCCAGCGCCUGCCCCACCACCACCUCGGCCCCGGCAGGCGGUUCCACCCCUGGCGGCCCGUCGGCGGCGCUGGGGCGGCGCUCCCCGCGGCCGGCCUCGACCUCUCCACCUCCUCCGCCUCCGCUGGGGGCGCACCCUCGCCUGCUCUCACCCCUUCCCCAACCUCCGCCUUCACCCGCAUCGGCCGCCGCCCUCAACCUCUCCAUGCCACACCCGCUGCCCCACGCCCAUCUGCGCCACAGCCCGCCCAUGUCGACCUCGGCCCACCUCGGGCGCCUGAGCAGCCGCCCGCCGCCGCCUCCCUUGCUGCCCGCCAGCCUGCUCUCGCUGCCCCAGUACCCAGGCUUCUCACUCGGGCGUGACCUCACCCUCACGCCCAUCAACCUCUCCAGCGCCCACGCCCGUGAGAUCAUGGCCGCCCAGGCUCGCUGCCUGCUCAAGUCGGCCGCCCAGACCGCCCACUACAAGGACGAGGACGAGGACGAGGACAGCGACAUCGAGAUCGACCUCGACGCGAAGGAGGACGAGAAGGAAGAGGAGGAGGUCGAGGCGCAGGACCUGAGCGUCAAGAGGAGGAGGACGGAGAGCGAGGAUAAAGAGGAGGCCAAAGAGGAGGAGAAGAGUGGCGGGCAGACGGAGGAGGAGGAGGAGGAAGAAACCAAGCAAGAGAAAAUGGAAGACGCCUGAGCGCGGGUCGAGACGCGUGGCCGGAUGAGUUUAAUCUCUCGUUUAAGGUAAUUUAUUGAUUAAUUUAUACCCUCCAGGAAGCCGGAUGCUGACUGUUUUACAAAGGAACACCCAGUGACUCGUUUGUCGGUGUCAGCUGCCGAACCAAGGCGACAGUAGAUGCGUUUUUAACUCUCGAAGCUUCGUGACGCAAGUAUCACUCAUGGUUUCGAAGCCUCAGUCAACACGUGUCCUUUUCUCUCACUCGUAAAGAAAUGGAAACUUGGUAAAAAUAAAUGUUACUCAGUACCCUUUUAUAAGGAGAUUCAACGACAUCAACAGCUGUCACAAACCUAAGAAAUACUUAAUAAAAAUGAUCAAACAAAAAACUCAAUUUAUGUAGAUAUAGGUUUAAGACUGAUAUAGUGCAGGUCAGGUUUUUUUUUCUUUGUUAAAAUCAUGAAAUCCAUGACUAAAAGUGCACAAAAGAUUGAGCUUAAGUACUUAUGAAUGAAAGAUAGAUGUAAAGUUAUCAUGCACAAGUUACUGAUACUUAUUUGUAUAAAAUCGUUAUGUGUACAGUAGAUAUGGGUGUUUUUGACUCUCAUAGGAUGAAGCUGAAGGAAAAGAUUCUCCUGUUUAUUUCAUUUCUGUGAAUAAGUAAACAACGAAAAAUAGUUUGAU